Seminavis robusta is the source of this 1467-nucleotide messenger RNA. The record is from the annotation of a GenBank genome assembly. NCBI's taxonomy places the organism in Eukaryota, Bacillariophyta, Bacillariophyceae, Naviculales, Naviculaceae.
AUGAGAGGUGGGUAUAGGCAGACUGGACAACAGGAGGACGAGGCGGAGGCAAGGCGGCGACUCCAAAUAGCUCUUGGUCUUUCAGCAGGAGCUUCAAUUCCGGUACCAGGGGCGGGUGGACAGCGUCACUCCUCCACUGUCAACAGCAACUCCCCAGCUACAGCACCACUUUCUCACAUGUCCUCCGCGUCCGCACCACCCGCCGACUUGCUGGCGGCAUCGCUAGCGUCGAGAGCCCCGUUUCCUUCCUUGCAUUCUCCUUCACUAUCUUCGUCCGCGUCCAAUCCGUCUGCCCUGCUAGGCACGGCUGCAUCAAGCGAGGCACAGCUACCUCAUUUGGCGAUGCUAUUGCAAGACCCAAGGGGGGCAACCAAUCAGGGCGUUCCUUUGGAAGCUCAGCUACUGCAGGCACAAGCCCAGGCACAGGCACAAGAUGCAGAGCUCCGCAUGAGAGUUCUGCUGGAGCAGGAGGCAGUUCAGACCGAAGAGCAGCUGAGGGCCUUGCGUUUUCGGAGGCAACAGCAACAGCUCCAAGAUGAGGUGCUACUGCGUGCUGCGUACUCAGAGAUGCAGAACCCGAGGCCGCAAGCUGGUCUCUUUGAUCGCUUUUCGGCAAACCCCAGUGCUCUCUCUAUCGGUGCUUCCGCCGCAUCGCUCUCGCGCGGUCUGGGGGCAGGGGUUGGUGCCGGUUCGGUUCUCCCAACACUCUCUUCCUCGGCCUUUCUAUCUCAGGAAACUGCAAGAACAACGAGAUCGCUGGGCUUUUCAGCAGAAGGUCACAGUGACAGAACCCGGCUGGCAUUGGCCAAUAACAGAAUGGAGGAGUCCUUGACGGGCAAAAUACUUCAGCUAGACGCAGAAGGAUCUCCUGAUAUGGCGUUCCAAGCUCAAGCCAAUGGCCAAGCGUCUGCAAGUGCCUAUCUUGCAGCCAGGCGCGGAGCCGAGAAGAAUGGACAGGCCGACAUCAUCUCGUUCUUCCCCCAUGGAAAAUCGUUCACCGUCCACAAGCCCCAAGAGUUCAUUCGGGACAUCAUGCCCAAGUACUUUGCAGCGGGACGAAUGAACACGUUCCUCAAACAACUGAAUCUGUACUCGUUUCAGAGAAUAACAGAAGGCCCCGACAAGGGUGGUUACUUUCACCCAGAAUUCGCGCGGGGCAAGCGACGUUUCCACAAGAAGGUCAAGCGAAAGAGGACAAUCCCUGCAAAGGCUGUUGCUGACCAAGGUGUCAACGAAGAAAGUGGGCGCCAGACUCCAUCAGCUACGGAUCGGACUGAAGCGAAAGAUGGAGCGCCAAUGUCUCCUGCUUCGGAAUCCUCGGAUGGAAGCGAGGUGGAGUCUUCAGGUUUGAUGGAACUUCCGAGGAGCGCCGUUGCCAGGCUGCCCAAUCUCGGCAGCAGCCAAGCUGACCAAGACGACGAUGAAUCAAUGUCGCUGCCACGAAAGAAGCGAGGUUCCUCGAGAUAA